Messenger RNA from Anopheles aquasalis, 1582 nucleotides. Its product is annotated as epimerase family protein SDR39U1. Lineage: Eukaryota; Metazoa; Arthropoda; Insecta; Diptera; Culicidae. The record is from RefSeq and is a predicted model, not a curated record.
CCCCCUUCCCCCCGCUCAACCUCGCUUCUAGAGAUUGUGGUCGAGCUCCUGUUGGCACAGCAGGAGCAGCAGCAGCAGAAACAGCAGAUCAAACUAUUCACAGAGCAGCGCAGAAUAUCGCAUCCCACAUCGAAGCAGUAACAGCGCAGAUUGAUGUCGCACGUCGUAAUAGGCGGUGGAACCGGGUUCAUCGGGCGCCGGCUAGCCAAGACACUGCUGGCCGAGGGCUAUGAGGUGACGACCAUCUCGCGGAUGCCGGGCGUGAAGCAUAUCAGCUGGCACGAGCUAGAGAAGGAAGGGCUACCUAGUGGCACGACAGCGGUGGUCAACCUGGCUGGCCAGAACGUGCUCGAUCCGACGCGCCGCUGGACGGCUGGUUUCAAACAGAAUGUAUGGAACUCGCGCAUCAACACGACGGCCGCGUGUGCCAGGGCUAUCGAGCGGGCCACGAUCAAACCGAGCGUCUUCGUCAACAUCUCGGGCGUCAGUCACUACGCCCCCGGUGCACAAAAGCACACAGAGGCGUCGCCGGUGUCGCAGUACGAUUUCAUGUCGCGCCUCUGCACGGAGUGGGAACGGGCGGCCACACUGUCCGACAACUCGAUCUGCCGGAUCGUGCGCAUCCGGAGUGGUGUCGUGCUCGGCCGGGACGGUGGUAUGAUCCGCUCCCUCAUCCUCCCGUUUUGGUUCGGGCUCGGCGGUCCGGUCGGCGACGGUCGACACGACCUGCCCUGGAUACACCUGCAGGAUCUGUGCAAUCUGAUCCGGUUCGCGAUCGAGAAGCCGGAGGUAACGGGCGUGCUGAACGGUGUCGCUCCUCAGCUCGCCACCAACGCCGACUUCACCAAGGCGUUUGCGUCCGCCCUCUUCCGGCCCGCUUUCUUCCCGAUGCCACUGUUCGCGCUAAAUCUCGUCUUCGCCGAGGAACGGGCCGUCCUUCUGACCAACGGUGCCAAGGUGGUGCCUCAGCGCGUCCUCGAGUACGGUUUCCGCUACCAGUAUCCGGAUCUGGCUGCCGCGUGCAAGGAGGUAGCACAUCUAUUCUGAAUGGAAGUGUAUCGUCCUGCCUUGCUCCAUCUCAUCACAUUCGGGCACAUAUGCACAUACACACACAUAUAUAAACUCAGCGAUCAACCGUAGACAUCGAGCUGCUACCAACCAUUCAUUCACCGCCCCGAGCACUACCGGAUUUAUUGUAAUGAUAGAAAUUAAAGCUUGGAACACUUAAUAUAUUUGGCCGUAUUCUUUUACUCACUGUAGCGCUCCUAGUGAUCGCUUUGCUAAUCUGUUGGUGUCUUUUUAAAGACUAUAAGGCUAUAAAGGGGUCUUUUCUUUUAGUGAUAAACAAAAAAUGCCAAAAACCGAACCAUGCGUUCAAAAGUUAUCGCCGAUGGAACACGAAAGGCUAAAAAAAAAGUCUGCACACUCGCUAUGAAAACUCAAUUUGACUGGAGAAAAAACCCACGUAAUACUGCAUUUUGGCAAAAAGCAGGAGACAAAUUUGACUUGAGCAAUCAAAGAAGAUAUACGAUAGGAUAGUUUUAGUUCAUUUACGCAGAUAAAAUUUCCCCUAAACUGCUCA